AUGCGGCUGCUCCUGGUCCUGGUCCUGGUCCUGCCUCUGCUGCUGGGCCCAGUGCCCAGGUCCUCGGCUCUGAAGGUGAGGCGGCAGAGUGAGAGCUGGGGUCCCUGGGGCGGCUGGAGCCCCUGCAGCCGGACCUGCGGAGGGGGCAUCAGCUUCCGGGAGCGCCCCUGCUACUCCCACAGGAGAAGCGGGGGCGCCAGCUGCUUGGGUCCUGCCCGCAGUCAUCGCACUUGCCACAUGGAGAGCUGCUCUCCGCGCGCCCGAGACUUCCGGGCGCUGCAGUGCGCGGAGUUCGACGGCCUGGAGUUCCAGGGGAGGCGGUACACGUGGCUGCCCUACUACGGGGCCCCGAACAAGUGUGAGCUGAACUGCAUCCCCAAGGGCGAGAGCUUUUACUACAAGCACAGGGAGGCCGUGCUGGACGGGACGCCCUGCGAGCCGGGCAGGCGGGACGUCUGUGUGGAAGGCCGCUGCCGGCGGGUCGGCUGUGACCACCGCCUGGACUCGUCAGUGCAGGAGGACGUGUGUCUGAAGUGUGGGGGCGACGGCACAGCUUGCUACCCCGUCACAGGCACCUUUGACGCCAGUGACCUCCACAGAGGCGUGCACUACAAGUACCACCUGCCCCUGGGCGCCCCCCGAUCCGGCUUCAACUGGAGCCAUGGCUCCUGGAGCGACUGCAGCAGCGAGUGUGGUGGAGGUCACCAGACCCGGGCUGUGUUCUGCACCAUGGACAGCGAGGCCUACCCGGACCGCGUGUGCCAGCUCCAGCCCCGGCCCGCCGCCCGCCGCCCCUGCAACCCUCACCCUUGCCCACAGACCAAGCGCUGGAAGACGGGGCCCUGGGCGCCCUGCUCAGCCUCUUGUGGCGGCGGCUCCCAGUCCCGCUCCGUCUACUGCGCCUUGUCCGAUGGGGCUGGUGUCCUGGAGGCCGCCGACGAGGCCGAGUGUGCGGGCCUGCCCGGGAAGCCGCCUGCCACGCAGGUGUGCAACACGCAGCGCUGUGCAGCCUGGAGUGUAGAGCCUUGGGGAGAGUGCUCGGCCAGCUGUGGUCCCGGCAUCCGGCGGCGGCGAGUCACUUGCCGGGGUGAUGAGGGGUCUCUGCUCCUUGCCACGGCAUGCUCCUUGGGGGAUCAGCCCCCCGCCACUGAGUCCUGCGUGCGGGACGACUGCGGCCCUCUCAACGAGCAGGCCUGGCACGUCGGCGCCUGGGGUCUGUGCUCCAAGAGCUGCAGCUCGGGCACGAGGCGGCGCCAGGUGGUCUGUGCUCUCGGGCCACCCGGCCGCUGCGCCAGCCUGCCGCUGUCGAAGCCCGCGGACGUGGAGCCGUGCAACACACAGCCUUGUCACCUGCCCCCAGAUGUUCCCAGCGUGCACACCAGCUCCAGCGACCCCUGGCUGCCUUUGGGUCCUGAGGAGACCCUGGCCUCGGAUUCUGGAGACCAGCUGGGAGAACCCCAAGAGCGCCCCUCAGCCUUGGGUAACCCCAGAGGAGACCAGGGCCCCCACUUGCGAGCCUGGGGCCCAGCCCCCUCACGGCAGCCGUCCCUGCACCAGCAGCCUCUGUGGCCUGGCCAGAAGGCCGGUGACUGCAGACACAGCCCCCACGGGUGCUGUCCUGAUGGCCACACCGCCUCUGGUGGGCCGCAGUGGCAGGGCUGCCCCGGCGUGCCCUGUCAGCAGAGCAGGUACGGGUGCUGCCCUGACGGGGUGUCUGCAGCUCCGGGGCCCCAUCAGGCUGGCUGUAGUGACGGCGCCGGGAGGAGGCUGGGGUCGAGAGCCGUGGCUUCUGCAGUAAGUCAGGCCCAGCAAGCCCAGGCCCAGGAGAAUGAGUCCAGGGAGUGCCGGGGCUCCCGGUUCGGCUGUUGCUAUGACGGUGUGGCCCCGGCGGCUGGUCCCCUUGGGGAAGGCUGUGUGGGCCAGCCUGGCUUCGCCUAUCCGGCGGGGUGCCUGCUGCUCAGUGCCCACGGCUCCUGCACAGACUGGGCUGCCCGCUGGUACUUCAUCCCCUCUGUGGGCCGGUGUAACCGCUUCUGGUACGGCGGCUGCCACGGCAAUGCCAACAACUUCGCCUCGGAGGAGGAGUGCAUGAGCAGCUGCCGGGGGCCCGGACACGGGCCCGCCCAGCCCACACCUGGCUCUGGCCAGAGUCUCCACGGCGAUGGCAGUGGCAGCCCUGGAGGCCAGGAGGCGGCCAGCAGGCCGAGGGCUGGGGUCACCCAGAGAAAGCCCUUGUCGCCUGGGGAUGUCUGGUGGCGAGACCCGCAGCCUGGACCCGGAGCACCCCACCACACUGGGGCCUGGAGCCGGGAGCUUGGGCCCAGCACCUCCAGAUUGGGUGGCAAUGCUGGGCAGCACGGGCCACCUGCCCACAGCUCCUCUUACAGGAUUAGCUUGGCAGGUGCAGGGCCCUCCCUGGUGCAGGCCGCCCUGGGGCAGCUGGUGCAGCUCUACUGCCCGGGUGACAACCCCCUGGACUUUCGUGCUGCGUGGCUCAAAGAUGGGCAGCCCGUCUCCUCUGGCAGACACCAGCAGCAGCUUGAUGGCUCCCUGGUCAUCAGCCCCUUGUGGGCAGAGGACGCGGGCACCUACAGCUGUGGCAGCGCCAGGCCCGGCCGUGAUUCUCAGAUCCAGCUUCAUGUCACAGGGGCUGACGGGGCUGACGUGGCCGUAUCGUCUGAGGCUGAGCCGAGGCACUUCCCCCAGACCGGGGACCCCGCCCAGGGCCACGGCGCUCAGUACUCGGGCCUAGCAGGGGACACCUCCCCGCACCCAAGGCGCAUGACCAGGCUGCAUCUGGACCACAGCCAGCCUGGGGUGGUGGACGCCCAUCCAGGACAGCGGGUCCGGCUGCCCUGCCGGGCUGAGGGCUUCCCACCCCCAACUAUCGAGUGGCAGAGAGACGGGCAGUUGCUCUCUGCUCCCAGACACCAGCUGCAGCCCGAUGGCUCCCUGGUCGUCAGUCAGGUGACUGCUGAAGAUAGUGGCUUCUACGCCUGUGUUGCUUUCAACGGGCACGACAGAGACCAGCGUUGGGUCCAGCUCAGAGUUCUGGGGGAGCUGACAAUCACAGGGCUGCCCUCUACCGUGACGGUGCCAGAGGGCGACACGGCCAGGCUGCUGUGCAUGGUGGCAGGACAAAGUGUGAACGUCAGGUGGUCCAGGAACGGGCUGCCGGUCCAGGCCGACGGCCGCCGCGUUCACCAGUCCCCGGAUGGCACGCUGCUGAUCCACAACCUGCGGGCCAGGGACGAGGGCUCCUACACGUGCAGCGCCUACCGCGGGAGCCAGGCCGUCAGCCGCAGCACAGAGGUGAAGAUGACCAGGCCAGCACUGGCCACGCAGCCCAGGGACCCCCGCAGGGAGUGCACUGACCAGCCUGAGCUGGCCAACUGUGAUUUGGUCCUGCAGGCCGGCCUCUGCGGCAAUGAGUACUACUCCAGCUUCUGCUGCGCCAGCUGUUCCCGCGUCCAGCCUCCCGCCCAGCCCAUCUGGCAGCAGGGGUGAAAGCUGGCCUCAGCUCCCACAGCGCAGGGUGCUUCAUCUCCCUUUUCUGACUGACGAAGGCAGUUACCUUCUGGAGACUCUGGCUCUUUCAACUGUCCCCGUUUCCCGAGGGUCUGACCUCCGCAGAACCAGUACCUGCCCCUUCCCUAUUCCUGAGUCAGUGCCACAGGGGCUGUCGAGUUGUCAGGAGAAAUCUGAUUGGAUAAGGACAAUCUUUACAAAGUCCCUCUACAGAUCUUAUUACAUAAGAUGGGUUCACUGUUUGAAAGCAAGCUUAAGGGUGGGGAGGCAGUGGGUUCAAAGUUCAUACCUCUCUCACCCAGGGAACAGGCACAUCUGCUGUGUCAGGGACAUAUAUUCUUUGCUAGGACUUGAUCUUGUCAUCUGGGAUCAAACUAGGGCCCCUUGCUCUGGUGUGUCUCUCACCCUUCUAGCAGUGCAGCACCCAUUCCCCACCUGUGCUCACGGCCGGGGACAGCGUGUUUGUGAACGCAUGCAGUGGAGUGGAAGACAAGACUUGGUGGGGGCUGGGGUGAAAGAGCAGCAGCUGCAUCGUUGUCUGAGCACAGAACCGGAAAAGCUCCUUAACUCUCGCGGGACGCCGGGCGCCCUUCUCCUGAGGCUGACUCACACGGCCUGGCCGCAGGGUCCUCGCGGUGGAUCAAGCUGAUGGGCCUGCUCUGCACAGUGGCUAGGGGUGGGCCUCUCCUCCUCAAGUAGGAAUCUGUGAAGCAAAUGUUUGUUGCCAGAUAAAAUCAGACUACCAUUAAAUACAGCACCAGUCGGACGGGGGUGCAGGCGCGGAGGAGGGCACUGUGGUUAACUGCAGUUUCACCAGCUUCGUGUGCCUUUCUAUUUCAACUUUUAUGCAGCCUCCAGGGGACUGACAGGGCCUAGUAACAAAGGUGGCUAUCCCUGGCACAGGGAAGACAGGCAUUAUGGGGACUAACGCUCUGAAAGGGACAUUACCGACACUGGCUGGGAGAGAGACCGACUGCACCAUGGGCGAGUGAGGAUGCGUGGUCGGCUUCUCACCAAUGAGUACUUUUCUUUUCACUAAAAGAAUAUCAAGGGAUAUCCCCUUUCAUUUAGUAGGAUGAGUUUUGCACUAAAAAGUUAAAAGGUAAUUAGAAAGUAAUACUUU
Molecule: messenger RNA, 4651 nt
Organism: Condylura cristata (star-nosed mole)
Lineage: Eukaryota; Metazoa; Chordata; Mammalia; Eulipotyphla; Talpidae
Gene: PAPLN
Product: papilin, proteoglycan-like sulfated glycoprotein
Exons: 24
Coding region: 1-3507 (1168 amino acids)
Biological process (GO): extracellular matrix organization
Cellular component (GO): extracellular matrix
Molecular function (GO): serine-type endopeptidase inhibitor activity; metalloendopeptidase activity
Source: RefSeq, a predicted model, not a curated record